Hansenula ciferrii is the source of this 3492-nucleotide messenger RNA. RefSeq names its product carbamoyl-phosphate synthase (glutamine-hydrolyzing) CPA2 (gene CPA2). Gene Ontology annotation, biological process: L-citrulline biosynthetic process; 'de novo' pyrimidine nucleobase biosynthetic process; UTP biosynthetic process. Gene Ontology annotation, molecular function: dihydroorotase activity; aspartate carbamoyltransferase activity; ATP binding. Gene Ontology annotation, cellular component: cytosol; cytoplasm. The coding region runs from base 1 to 3492 and encodes 1163 amino acids. The transcript has a single exon. The record is from RefSeq and is a predicted model, not a curated record. Lineage: Eukaryota; Fungi; Ascomycota; Saccharomycetes; Phaffomycetales; Wickerhamomycetaceae.
AUGCAAAAGAUUCUAUUAAGACCAGCGACAUUGAAUGUCACAAAGAGAGCUCUCUCUAGAAGCUCAAAAGCCGCCAUGGUUGGUGGUGCUAGAUUAAGAAUGAGAAAGUUCCAAUCAUCUCGUACCUUAUCAACAACUACAGCAGCAGCUGCUACUAAUGCUUCACAACCAGCUGCUUAUUCCGGUUCUGGUAUUUUAUCUGGGUUCAAUGAUGAAAAUGCCCAUCAAUUGGUUGAUGUUUCAAAAGUUUUGGUUAUUGGUUCAGGUGGUUUAUCAAUUGGUCAAGCUGGUGAAUUCGAUUAUUCAGGUUCUCAAGCUAUUAAAGCUCUUAAAGAAGCCAAUAAAAAGACAAUUUUAAUUAAUCCAAAUAUUGCUACAAAUCAAACCUCUCAUGCUUUAGCUGAUGAAAUCUAUUACUUACCAGUUACUGCUGAAUAUAUUACUUAUAUCAUUGAAAGAGAAAAACCAGAUGGUAUCUUGUUAACUUUUGGUGGUCAAACCGGUUUAAACGUUGGUGUUCAAUUAGAUAAAAUGGGUGUCUUUGAUAGAUACAACGUUAAAGUCUUGGGUACCCCAAUUAAAACCUUAGAAACUUCAGAAGAUAGAGAAUUAUUUGCUCAAGCUUUGAAAGAAAUUGAUAUCCCAAUUGCUGAAUCAAUUGCUGUUGAAAAUGUCGAUGAUGCUUUAAAAGCCGCUGAAUCUGUUGGUUAUCCAAUCAUUGUCAGAUCAGCUUAUGCCUUAGGUGGUUUAGGUUCAGGUUUUGCUAAAGAUGAAGAAGAAUUAAGAAAUUUAGCAGCUCAAUCUUUAUCUUUAUCACCACAAAUCUUGGUUGAAAAAUCAUUAAAAGGCUGGAAAGAAGUUGAAUAUGAAGUUGUUAGAGAUCGUGUUGGUAAUUGUAUUACAGUUUGUAAUAUGGAAAAUUUUGAUCCUUUAGGUAUUCAUACUGGUGAUUCUAUCGUUGUUGCUCCAUCUCAAACUUUAUCAGAUGAAGAAUAUCAUAUGUUAAGAUCAGCUGCUAUUAAAAUCAUUAGACAUUUAGGUGUUGUUGGUGAAUGUAAUGUUCAAUAUGCCUUACAACCAGAUGGAUUAGAUUACCGUGUCAUUGAAGUUAACGCUCGUUUAUCAAGAUCUUCAGCUUUAGCUUCAAAAGCUACUGGUUAUCCAUUAGCUUAUACUGCUGCCAAAAUUGCUCUUGGUCAUACUUUACCUGAAUUACCAAAUCCUGUUACUAAAACUACAUCUGCAAAUUUCGAACCAUCAUUAGAUUAUAUGGUUACUAAGAUUCCAAGAUGGGAUUUAUCAAAAUUCCAACAUGUUAAAAGAGAUAUUGGUUCAUCAAUGAAAUCUGUUGGUGAAGUUAUGGCUAUUGGUCGUAAUUUUGAAGAAUCAUUCCAAAAGGCCAUUCGUCAAAUUGAUCCAUCAUUUGUUGGUUUCCAAGGUGGUGAAUUUGAAAACUUGGAUGAAGCUCUUGCAGAACCAACUGAUCGUCGUUGGUUAGCUGUUGGUCAAGCUUUAUUACAUGAAAAUUAUACAAUUGAAAGAGUUCAUGAAUUAACUAAAAUUGAUAAAUGGUUCUUGUAUAAAUUAGGUAAUAUUGUUGAAAUGCAAAAAGAAUUGGAAAAAAUUGGUUCAUUAUUUGGUUUAAAUAGAGAUGUUAUUUCAAGAGCUAAAAAAUUAGGUUUUUCAGAUAAACAAAUUGCCUUAGCUGUUGGUUCAACUGAAUUAGAAGUUAGAGCUAGAAGAAAAAACUUUGAUAUUAUUCCAUUUGUUAAAAAAAUUGAUACAUUAGCUGCAGAAUUCCCAGCAAGUACAAAUUAUUUAUAUACAACAUAUAAUGCAUCAUCAAAUGAUGUUGAAUUUGAUGAAUUUGGUACUAUGGUUUUAGGUUCAGGUGUUUAUCGUAUUGGUUCAUCAGUUGAAUUUGAUUGGUGUGCCGUUGCUACAGCAAGAGCUUUAAGAGAUUCAGGUAAAAAGACAAUUAUGAUUAAUUAUAACCCAGAAACUGUUUCAACUGAUUUUGAUGAAGUUGAUAGAUUAUAUUUUGAAGAAUUAAGUUUUGAAAGAGUUAUGGAUAUUUAUGAAUUAGAAAAUUCUAAAGGUGUUGUUGUUUCAGUUGGUGGUCAAUUACCACAAAACAUUGCAUUAACAUUACAAGAUAAUGGUGCUAAAGUUUUAGGUACAAAUCCACAAGAUAUUGAUAAGGCAGAAGAUCGUCAUAAAUUUUCUUCAAUCUUAGAUUCUAUUGGAGUUGAUCAACCAGCAUGGAAAGAAUUAUCAUCAAUUGAAGCUGCUAGAGAAUUUGCUAAUAAUGUUGGUUUCCCAGUUUUGGUUCGUCCAUCAUAUGUUUUAUCAGGUGCUGCUAUGUCAGUUAUUAGAAAUGAAGAUGAAUUAGAACAUAAAUUAGGUAAUGCAUCAAAAGUUUCACCAGAUCAUCCAGUUGUUAUUUCUAAAUUUAUUGAAGGUGCACAAGAAAUUGAUGUUGAUGCCGUUGCAGCCAAUGGUAAAGUUUUAGUUCAUGCUGUUUCAGAACAUGUUGAAAAUGCAGGUAUUCAUUCAGGUGAUGCUACAUUAGUUUUACCACCACAAAAUUUAUCACAAGGUGUUAUGGAUAGAAUUAAAGAAAUUACUGAUAAAGUUGGUAAAGCAUGGAAUAUUACAGGUCCUUUCAAUAUGCAAAUUAUUAAAGCUGAUGUUGAAACCAAUCCAGAUUAUCCAGAAUUAAAAGUUAUUGAAUGUAAUAUUAGAGCUUCAAGAUCUUUCCCAUUUGUUUCAAAAGUUUUAGGUACAAAUUUCAUUAAUGUUGCAGUUGAAGCAAUUCUAGGUAAUGAAGUUGAACCAAAGAAUUUAAUGGAUGUUAAACGUGAUUAUGUUGCUACUAAAGUUCCACAAUUUUCAUUUACAAGAUUAGCUGGUGCAGAUCCAUUCUUAGGUGUUGAAAUGAGUUCAACUGGUGAAAUUGCAAGUUUUGGUAAAGAUGUUACAGAAGCUUAUUGGACCGCUUUACAAUCAACCAUGAAUUUCCAUUUACCAUUACCUCCAAGUGGUAUCUUAUUUGGUGGUGAUUUAAACAAAGAUUAUUUAGGUCAAGUUGCAUCAAAAAUUUCAUCAAUAGGUUAUAAAUAUUAUACAGCAUCACCAGAAGUUGCUGAAUAUUUGAAAACUUAUUUACCAGAAGGUACACAAGUUGAUGUUAUUGAAUUUCCAAAAACUGAUAAGAGAGCAUUACGUGAAGUUUUCCAAAAAUAUGAUAUUAAAGGUGUUUUCAAUUUAGCUAAAGCUAGAGCUGAAGAUUUAUUAGAUCAAGAUUAUGUUAUGAGACGUAAUGCAAUUGAUUUUGGUAUUCCAUUAUUUAAUGAACCACAAACUUCAUUAUUAUUUGCUAAUGCAUUAGUUGAAAAAGUUGGUACUAAAUUAAACCAAAAAGAUGGUGAAGUUAUUAUUCCAGAUGAAGUUCGUCGUUGGAGUGAAUUUAUUGGUGGUAAACAAGUUUAA